This is a messenger RNA of Salvia splendens (bonfire salvia), 1133 nucleotides long. RefSeq lists its product as uncharacterized. Lineage: Eukaryota; Viridiplantae; Streptophyta; Magnoliopsida; Lamiales; Lamiaceae. The transcript has 5 exons. The record is from RefSeq and is a predicted model, not a curated record. The coding region runs from base 60 to 917 and encodes 285 amino acids.
CCGAUUUUCCCUUGAUUUAUGGUUCUCUCUGUCUCACUUUCGUUUUUCUCACUCUCGCAAUGGACGACCCGAACUUCCAGCCAAACUCCCAGCCAAAUCAACCUAUUUGGAUGCCAGGUAUGUUCGAUAAUCACACGUUUUAUCCUUCUGGAUUCGAAGGAAACGAUGCAUUUAGUGCUUCAGUAGGUUUCGUGAAUUCCGCAUUCUCUGUUGUAAUGUCAAAUUUCUCAAUGUCUCAUCAUUUUGGAUUUCCUCCAUACUACCCUUCAGCUGCGAGCUUCUCUACCUCAUUUGUUCAUAAUGUACCCCUCAAUGCUGGACACUCAUACCCCCACCCUAUAGUAUCAACCUUCUCCAGUAUAGGCUUACAUAGCCAGCAGUUCAGCUCUCCAGUUUUUGGUUUGUGGUUUUGUAUAUUAUGUCUUCUUGUUUAUUUUCGAAUUCAGGUGAAGUUAUUUAUAUUAUACCAUCUCUCAGGGGUCAUGUUCAAUACUGGCAUAGCCAGCAAUUCAGCUCUCCAGUUUCUGCCAUCUUAUGUUAAUCCUCCAGAAAGGGCAGAAAUGCUCACUAAUACUCACAAAGAGGAGGCUGUUGUAUUUGUUAAUGCUCAAGAGAAGGAGAGGGUUCGUUGUUCGGUCUGCUGGCAGUAUGGUGGUGUCCGUGGAGAGUAUUUCUCUCCCAAUGGAAGUGGAAAUCUGAGCCUAUCUGGAUUUCAAGCUCAUCUUUCUUCCGACUUCCAUGUUAAGUCUCUGUUGGCUAAAGAGAAGGGGAAGCAGACUCUUGAAACUGUUGUGACAAGUCAAAAUUCUGAUUUGGGAGGUGCAUCAGAGCAUGGUUCUGUGACUGCUGUCUCCUCCAUGGAGAAGGUGUCCACCUCAGUUGAGGAAAUAAAAGGAGUGCUAAAUGAGAAGCUGUAAAUCUUUGCUGCAUCAUUACUAACUUGUUGCAUACUAUAUUUUGUUAAAUCUUUGGAUGUGCUGCCUUAUAGUCUCUAAAAAAAGUUCAUCAUUGCUUUAUUUUUUGGCCUCAAAGUAUGUUUGAGGAGGAAAAUGAAUGAAUGCUAUGUCUAUGUCUCAAAUUGUGAAUAUUUCAUUUAGUGCUGCAGCAUUUCGUUCCUUUUGUGUUCUAUGAUA